CCACCGUCACUCUUUCUGCAUCUAUCUCACUUCACACUUUUAAAUAGAGAAACACACCCUUUGAAAGCGGAGCACCCAUCUUGGCACAAUUGGGGCAAGCGACAGUGCAGAAACAGGCGGUCAUUUGAGAGCUCUCUCUUGGUCCUCAAUCUAUUGAAUCUUCAUCCUUGCUCUCGUGUUUGUGCGCGCCUGUGCGCCUUCGGCACACCAUUUCAAAUAGGAAGUGGCCACCUGCAUAGGAAGACCCUCGAUUUUUGCUCUGUGCUCUACGGCCGAUGCUCAAGAAGUGGAUCACUGGGGGUUCAAACCAACAACCACAAUCUUCCGCUGCACACGCGAGUGGUACAGGGUCCGGCGAUUCCAUAAUUAAUGGAUCGGGUCAUGCAGGGACCCAAUAUGUGGAUGGGAGUGGUAGUGCACUCACCUCAGCGGAGGACGGAGGAGCGGAUGCCAAGCAGUUUGGCAUGGAAAAUUUUGGCAACACUUGCUAUGUCAAUUCUGUGCUACAAGCCCUGUAUUUUUGCCAGCCGUUUCGGGAGCUCAUCUGCUUAACGCCCGACCCACACGCGACGACACCAUCUGGUGUACAUCCACCUGUCCCUCAGCUCGUCCGAUCCGAUUCCCCCUCAUCUACACCACCCUUGCACAAAGAUGAGCGCCCGUUAAGGGGCCACCCCCAAACAACUACGCAACCGCCUCCGACACCUGCCCCCAUCCCUUCAACUCUCUUCUCCGCUCUGCGUUCCCUAUACUUGCACAUCUCAUCACACCCUCAAAUGAAGGGGACGGUACAACCGACAUCAUUCAUCACGAAAUUGAAGAAGGAAAACGAACUGUUUAGGAGCUCAAUGCAUCAGGAUGCUCAUGAAUUUUUGAAUUAUUUACUUAAUAAAAUUGUGGAGGACCUAGAGGGGAACGUCCAAGGGAGGGAGGAUCUGUCACGAUCAAUUGCAUCCACACGCACAUCCAACGAGUCAAAUAAUGUUGCACGGCCACCUCAUCCAAGAACACUCGUUCAGACGCUCUUUGAAGGAGCGCUGACAAAUGAAACGCGGUGCUUGACCUGCGAAAUUGUCUCGUCUCGGGAUGAGGCAUUUCUGGAUUUGUCGAUCGACAUCGAACGGAAUUCGAGCGUCACAUCUUGUUUGAAGCAGUUCAGUGCGAGCGAAAUGCUGUGCGAAAAGAACAAGUUCUUCUGCGACUCAUGCUGCGGUCUCCAGGAGGCUGAGAAGCGGAUGAAAAUCAAACGGCUACCGAACGUGCUUGCGCUGCAUUUGAAAAGGUUCAAGCAUAAUUGGGAUGAGGACAAGUAUGUCAAGCUCGGUUAUCGAGUGGCGUUCCCGCUCGAAUUGAGGCUGUUCAAUACCGUGGAUGAUGCAGAGGAUCCAGAUAGGCUGUAUGAACUCUUUUCCUUUGUGGUACACAUAGGAGGUGGACCGCACCACGGUCAUUACAUAGCGAUCGUCAAGUCGUAUGGUGGAGUGUGGCGCGUUUUUGACGAUGACAACGUCUCGACCAUCCAGGAAUCGGACAUACCGAAAUAUUUUGGCGACACAUCUACAGCAGCUGGCUAUGUACUGUUCUACCAAGCGGUAGACAUGGACUCUGAAGCGAUUGGACUUCCCCGAAAACCUCCCCGUAUUCCUGCAAUUGGGUUCUCGGACGCUUUGCGCUCGACGUUCUCUGCUCCGACUGAAUCGAGAGCGUCUUUUUCUGCCCAAUCCGUUUCUGGCCCGGACACGUCGACAACGCCGCAUCUGAAUCCACAUGAAUCUUCUGCCUCUUCUAGGGUAUCUAGCGAAAUUCAACCCCGAUCACCUUCCCCGCACAAACUUCACAAGUCAGCGCCCAGGGUCACCAAAGCACCAGAGUCAUCCGCGGCUUCAUCAACACUACUAUCAUCGUCUCAAUCGCUCACUCCGUCCUUUUUCCGAAAGAAAGAACGACCAUCCCCUACGAGAGCAGAGCUUGCUCCUGCCAAGUUGACCUUACACAAGGAGCCGUCAAUGCUCUUCUCCCAAAUCGCUCCACAUUCCUCUACAAACGAGAAAGAAAAGGAUAAUCAUCGCACCUCGUGGUUCAGAACGAAGCGUAAAGAUAGUCUGAGUACAGGCUCCACAACGACUCUUCUAACAGCGGCACCCAGUGUGGAUCAUCCCACUGCUAACCCUUCUCCCCCCGUUUCAUAUAGUCCCACUGGUUUACAACGGAGACGAACGUCUACAGAUCUACCUCGCAUCCACACGUCCGUGCGGCCCCGAACUGCUCCUGAAUCCCCUCAGUCAUCACCUAAGCGCUCAUCCAUCAUAAACCCCAACAUUCCCCCUGUCCCUCCCCUCCCAUCCAACUUGCAUUCAUUUGCACCUCAACCAACCACCACUCCCUCUACCGUUCACCUUGCCCCUCCUCCUAGUCCCAAUCAAGGACAAACCGGACACAAAAGGCAUUCAUCCCUUACCAGGCCUUCUAUAUCCGCUUUUCUCAACGCUCGUACUGCUGGAGGAUCCCCAACUGUGGAUGAUGGCCUCUUCACUUCCGGUCCCCCGUCGACAUCUCCACUAAACGUUACGCUCGAGACGCCCAUCAGUCAUCACAGAUCGCCGCGCCGAACUAUUUCCGCGCAUCCAUUAUCUCCAGCAAGACCGCUCAGUACAGGUGAUCCGUCUUCAUCGGAAUCAUCUUUUGGUACGGUGAAUCCCCCCCGUCCGAUGAUAAAUGGACGACCCCCCUCAUCAUCGAGGCCUGGGAGUGUUGUCGGGGAUUCUUUUGCUCUACCUCUUUCUGUGCCGGAGAAACCGUUAGCGGACUCGGCGGUGCAUCGGUCGUCACCGCUGCAAACGAGCGAAGCAAGGUCCGUGUCUCCACUUAUUGAGAACGAGAACGAGAACGGUGUCACGACGACAACGACGAAGAAGCCCUCUAGAAAGAUGAGUCUUACUGGACAUUUGGGUAUCUUCGGAGGGUGGGGAAGUUCGUCGAGGGACAAGGAGAAAGAGAGGAGAGGACAUGGGGUCAACGGGAAGGAUCAUAGCCAUGGGUCUCAUCAUGCUUAUCCACCUUUAGUAGGAGAGAAAGAGGGACUGAGGAAGGGUGAGCGGGAGAAAGAGUCGGAGAAGGCCCAUCGGGAGAAAACGACGAUUUCUUCGGGUGGUGGUCCUUCGUCGCGACACGUUCCCAAUGGGAUGGUGGAUUUCAUGAGCAGUCUUAGGUUUUCAGGCUGAGAUUUGUUAGGGACUCGGAACUAAAAGGGAUCUCUCGGGUUUGCUCCCUUUACCUGACUCACUGUAGUCUCCGUCCCCUCCUUUUUUUUCUUUUCUGAACUUGUAAUUUUGUUUACUCCCAUGUUUUUGUCUCUACUUUUGUUUCUUCGCUAUUUUUAUGAGUG
Molecule: messenger RNA, 3385 nt
Organism: Cantharellus anzutake
Lineage: Eukaryota; Fungi; Basidiomycota; Agaricomycetes; Cantharellales; Hydnaceae
Exons: 7
Coding region: 276-3221 (981 amino acids)
Biological process (GO): protein deubiquitination
Cellular component (GO): nucleus; cytosol
Molecular function (GO): cysteine-type endopeptidase activity; cysteine-type deubiquitinase activity
Source: RefSeq, a predicted model, not a curated record